GUAAAGCUUUAGCUGCCAUACGGCGUUUCAGCGUAUGUCUGGAAGUAUGGUCUAUUUUUUUCUGUCUCUUUUCGUCUGAUUUGACGAGGUUCGAUCCGCGGGUGGCUCUAACCUUUUUUUGAUCACUUAUCACAGGGUCGUAGCCAGGCAAUAGCCCCACCAAAAAGUUGCUCGAACCACUGAAAGUUGCUAAAAAGUUGCCAUAAGCACAAUCUACAUAUGCCUAUUCGCGACGGGUGGGAAACGAUCAGUUUUCUCGGAUCUUAGGGGGGCACUUUGUUUUCGAAAAGAGCCAUGGGAAGAAUAAUACACAGCUUUCCCACUAUGCUUAGCGUACAAAUCUUGCUUGUGAUGUACGUCAGAAGAGAAUGUUUCACUUGGGACUAGAUUUUUUUUGUUAUGUUUAUUUCGACGAUUAAGCAAAAUGGCAGUAAUUGUAAAGUCUGGGCUGCCCUAAUCUCUGAAGACAGACUCUAUUGAUCUCCUUGAGUGCCAACCAAUCCUCUAAUGAUGGGUUAAAGUAAAUAGCAAUUCAAAGUCAUUCAAUAACCCCAAAUAAAAUUAACACAUUUCCCUAAGAUUUCGAUACGCAAACUACUAUACGGAAUUGGAAUUUUUCUGUGUGAAGGCGCGUUUUCUAGGCGUUGUAAUGCGAAUUAUGAAAUGCUAAAAAUAAUGGAGCCAAAAUAAUAUUGUUUUGUCACGAGCGACAGGUUUUAUUGUUUUGGCAAUCUUGGACGGGAAGAUCGGAACAAUUAAACUUGUCAUUAAUUUAUUUAGUUUCUUUCAGACGCGAUGUCAACAAAGCAUUGCUGGGAAGCUUUCUCACGCCUUUAUAAAUCUAUUGUUGUUGGGCUAUUUUCGACCGCAUGCAUGGGUAAACACAUGAGAGCUGUUCUUUGAGAGUGAAUAAUACCAGAGGUAUCCUAGUGAACGAGAUGGUUAAACACCUGAAUUGACAUUAAUGAAGUCGUCAAAUUUAGUUUGAUUUUUCAUUAGAGGAUGGCGUCUAAUUUACGCACUAGUUCUAAGGGAACUAUGGAGUCUGAACCCGCCGUUAAGGCGAAGGGAGCAAAUAAACAUCUUACUCUACAAAACGCAAGAGCAACAGAAAACUGGCUUCGUGUCAAAAACGUGUUGGACAAGCAGAAAAAGGAAAUCUCGAGCAAAUUUGAAGAAGAUAAAAGUAAGUUAUUGAAACAACGGGAGAAAAUGCAGUUUACUUCACUCAGUCUUACAGCCGUACCAGAGAAAGACGAAGGAAGUUCAGACAAAGCGAAAAAUCAAAGACGAAUGACUUUUGCCGAUGUUUACGAUGCGCUCAUGAUGACUAUGAAAGAGCAAAGAAAUCAAGACUCGAGAAGCACUUCGUCUGAGCCAACAUUUCGUCGAGGAAGUACUGUCAGCUACGAUUUGAAAAAAGUUACUCGCAAACCAAUGAGCUUUUCGUUACAGAGUCUACAAAAGGCGAACAUGAAUUUGCACAACAUGCAAGAAGUACCCGAAAACGAUUCAGACGACGAAGAAACCGAGCAAAGCGAGGAGAAAGCUGGGGUCUUUGAGCUGAGCGAAGAAGAGAAAUUAUUAGGACCAACAUUAAGGCUUCCUCCGACGGCCCUCCCACCAAUCCACAACCAAAAUGUGUUCAAGCCACAAAGUCGUAACUUCGAGCGAAGGACCAAAAAUAACCCUGACGUAAAGAUCGAGGAACUCAGAUACUGUCGGUACUUGAGGACGGGGAGCAGGGAAGGAAGGAGGAGUUCUGUGCCUGCAAUUAGCCCCGUGAGGGAUAGAGUGCCUAGAAACCCUUUAGGAAGACGAUAGAGCAGCUACUACAACAUUGGAUAAUCUAUACAAUACACUUCAAUAAAGUACCUGUUGGUUCUGUAAUUCAAAAUUCAAGUGCCUUAUCACAAAACAAAAAUAAAACAAAAUAUCAUGGAGGGUAUUAUUAAAAUAUGGAGUAUAGAGAAAAUGCAGCAAUUAUUAGUGUGGCUGCCCUAAUUUUUAUCUAAAAACUAUAGAUAAAAACCUUGUUCUCUCAAUUAUCAAAUAAACACCUUAUAAAAUAAUUAUUAUUAAAAUAUGGAGUAUAAAGAAAA
Messenger RNA from Nematostella vectensis (starlet sea anemone), 2102 nucleotides. RefSeq lists its product as uncharacterized. The record is from RefSeq and is a predicted model, not a curated record. Bases 1003 to 1824 code for a protein of 273 amino acids. The transcript has a single exon. NCBI's taxonomy places the organism in Eukaryota, Metazoa, Cnidaria, Anthozoa, Actiniaria, Edwardsiidae.